This is a messenger RNA of Solanum tuberosum (potato), 921 nucleotides long. RefSeq lists its product as uncharacterized. NCBI's taxonomy places the organism in Eukaryota, Viridiplantae, Streptophyta, Magnoliopsida, Solanales, Solanaceae. Bases 1 to 921 code for a protein of 306 amino acids. The transcript has a single exon. The record is from RefSeq and is a predicted model, not a curated record.
AUGAAGUCUAUUGCGGAUAACCUUGCUGCAGCAGCACAACCAGUCAAAGAUGACCAUCUCAAUCUCUACAUUCUUAGUGGCCUAGGCCCGAAUUACGAUGCUUUGGUUGUUUCAGUUACCUCUAGGGCAGAAGCUAUCUCCAUCGCUUAUCUCCAUGAACUGCUCUUAAGUCAUGAAACUAGGCUUGAGAGUUUGAAUCUUAUAGAACAAGGUCUUGCUCAAGUUAAUUUGACAAUAAGAAAUUCUAAUACUAGUCAAAAGAAAGAGAACGGUUUCCGCAAGAACACUAUAUCAAAUAAUAACAAUGGAAGAUUUGGACGAGGUCGAGGUCGAGGUCGAGGUCGAUAUAAUAUGGGUCAUGGUCAAUCUCAUAAUCCCACGGGAUCUUCUCAAUGUCAAGUGUGUAACAAAUAUGGACACACUACAUUAACAUGUUAUCAUCGUUUUAAUCAUGCUUAUCAAACAAGUUCUAAUACUCAAAUGGCAACCUUUAUAGCCCAACCAAAUACGGUCUCUGACCCAGCUUGGUAUCCUGAUUUCGGGGCUACAAAUCAUCUCACCAAUGAUCUCAAUAAUGUCACUAUCCGUGGAGACUACAGUGGUAAUGAGCAAAUUGUGGUUGGUAAUGGAACAGGUUUGCCUAUCUAUCAUAUUGGUGAUUCUAAGUUGCUUUCUUCGUCCCGCUCACAGCAUUUGAAGAAUAUUUUAUUUGUGUCUGAAAUUACUAAAAGCUUAUUAAGUGUAGCACAAUUCACUGUUGACAACAAUGUGUUUUUUGAAAUUCAUCCUUAUUUUUGUCUUGUGAAGGAUCGGGCAACGGGAAGGUCCUAUUGGAAGGGAGACUUGAAGAUGGCCUCUACAGGCUUCUCUCCAUUAGCAGAUCUGAUUUACGCUCAUUCAAUAAACCUCAAGUUUUUCUAG